ACAGAGGUGUGUCUAGUCCCUACAGUGGAGGGAGGAUGGGAUGGAGGGCAGAGGGGACAGAGGUGUGUCUAGUCCCUACAGUGGAGGGAGGAUGGAGGGCAGAGGGGACAGAGGUGUGUCUAGUCCCUACAGUGGAGGGAGGAUGGGAUGGAGGGCAGAGGGGACAGAGGUGUGUCUAGUCCCUACAGUGGAGGGAGGAUGGAGGGCAGAGGGAACAGAGGUGUGUCUAGUCCCUACAGUGGAGGGAGGAUGGAGGGCAGAGGGGACAGAGGUGUGUCUAGUCCCUACAGUGGAGGGAGGAUGGAGGGCAGAGGGGACAGAGGUGUGUCUAGUCCCUACAGUGGAGGGAGGAUGGAGGGCAGAGGGGACAGAGGUGUGUCUAGUCCCUACAGUGGAGGGAGGAUGGAGGGCAGAGGGGACAGAGGUGUGUCUAGUCCCUACAGUGGAGGGAGGAUGGAGGGCAGAGGGGACAGAGGUGUGUCUAGUCCCUACAGUGGAGGGAGGAUGGAGGGCAGAGGGGACAGAGGUGUGUCUAGUCCCUACAGUGGAGGGAGGAUGGAGGGCAGAGGGGACAGAGGUGUGUCUAGUCCCUACAGUGGAGGGAGGAUGGAGGGCAGAGGGGACAGAGGUGUGUCUAGUCCCUACAGUGGAGGGAGGAUGGAGGGCAGAGGGGACAGAGGUGUGUCUAGUCCCUACAGUGGAGGGAGGAUGGAGGGCAGAGGGGACAGAGGUGUGUCUAGUCCCUACAGUGGAGGGAGGAUGGAGGGCAGAGGGAACAGAGGUGUGUCUAGUCCCUACAGUGGAGGGAGGAUGGAGGGCAGAGGGAACAGAGGUGUGUCUAGUCCCUACAGUGGAGGGAGGAUGGAGGGCAGAGGGAACAGAGGUGUGUCUAGUCCCUACAGUGGAGGGAGGAUGGAGGGCAGAGGGAACAGAGGUGUGUCUAGUCCCUACAGUGGAGGGAGGAUGGAGGGCAGAGGGAACAGAGGUGUGUCUAGUCCCUACAGUGGAGGGAGGAUGGAGGGCAGAGGGAACAGAGGUGUGUCUAGUCCCUACAGUGGAGGGAGGAUGGAGGGCAGAGGGGACAGAGGUGUGUCUAGUCCCUACAGUGGAGGGAGGAUGGGAUGGAGGGCAGAGGGGACAGAGGUGUGUCUAGUCCCUACAGUGGAGGGAGGAUGGGAUGGAGGGCAGAGGGGACAGAGGUGUGUCUAGUCCCUACAGUGGAGGGAGGAUGGGAUGGAGGGCAGAGGGGACAGAGGUGUGUCUAGUCCCUACAGUGGAGGGAGGAUGGGAUGGAGGGCAGAGGGGACAGAGGUGUGUCUAGUCCCUACAGUGGAGGGAGGAUGGAGGGCAGAGGGGACAGAGGUGUGUCUAGUCCCUACAGUGGAGGGAGGAUGGAGGGCAGAGGGGACAGAGGUGUGUCUAGUCCCUACAGUGGAGGGAGGAUGGAGGGCAGAGGGGACAGAGGUGUGUCUAGUCCCUACAGUGGAGGGAGGAUGGGAUGGAGGGCAGAGGGGACAGAGGUGUGUCUAGUCCCUACAGUGGAGGGAGGAUGGGAUGGAGGGCAGAGGGGACAGAGGUGUGUCUAGUCCCUACAGUGGAGGGAGGAUGGAGGGCAGAGGGGACAGAGGUGUGUCUAGUCCCUACAGUGGAGGGAGGAUGGAGGGCAGAGGGAACAGAGGUGUGUCUAGUCCCUACAGUGGAGGGAGGAUGGAGGGCAGAGGGGACAGAGGUGUGUCUAGUCCCUACAGUGGAGGGAGGAUGGAGGGCAGAGGGAACAGAGGUGUGUCUAGUCCCUACAGUGGAGGGAGGAUGGAGGGCAGAGGGGACAGAGGUGUGUCUAGUCCCUACAGUGGAGGGAGGAUGGGAUGGAGGGCAGAGGGGACAGAGGUGUGUCUAGUCCCUACAGUGGAGGGAGGAUGGGAUGGAGGGCAGAGGGGACAGAGGUGUGUCUAGUCCCUACGGUGGAGGGAGGAUGGAGGGCAGAGGGGACAGAGGUGUGUCUAGUCCCUACAGUGGAGGGAGGAUGGAGGGCAGAGGGAACAGAGGUGUGUCUAGUCCCUACAGUGGAGGGAGGAUGGAGGGCAGAGGGGACAGAGGUGUGUCUAGUCCCUACAGUGGAGGGAGGAUGGAGGGCAGAGGGGACAGAGGUGUGUCUAGUCCCUACGGUGGAGGGAGGAUGGAGGAAG
Oncorhynchus keta (chum salmon) is the source of this 2186-nucleotide messenger RNA. RefSeq lists its product as uncharacterized. The record is from RefSeq and is a predicted model, not a curated record. The coding region runs from base 41 to 1153 and encodes 370 amino acids. The transcript has 17 exons. NCBI's taxonomy places the organism in Eukaryota, Metazoa, Chordata, Actinopteri, Salmoniformes, Salmonidae.